GGGCGAUGCAAGGGGCUGGUUCGUAUGUUGCGUAUUUGUUUCUCUUCCGCUUGAAGACGUAAGCAGCUGUCGCGAUGUCGGCCCAUAAAACUUUUAUCAUCAAAAGGAAAUUAGCGAAGAAGCUUAAGCAAAAUCGGCCAAUCCCACAAUGGGUCCGAAUGAGGACGGGUAAUACAAUCCGGUACAAUGCAAAGAGGAGACACUGGAGAAGAACAAAACUUAAGCUGUAAGACCAUGGUGAUUUUUAAACAAAUAAAGUUCUUCGAAGGUGUUUAAACAAUUAUUUUGUAUUUCUGUCCCCAACGCGUUUCAGCAUUUCAAUACUUAUAAAUGCAUUAAAUAAGUUUAGAAGAGAAUAGAUAUUUAUUUUUAAUUUGUAAAAAAAUCACAAAGGUGUUCGAAUUUCAACUUUAGGCAACUUAGAUAAAAAAUUAAGUCUACUGUUGGAAUAAAAAAAGUUAUUUCGAAACCUUAUUAUUUUAAUAGUCUACAAUUGUAAGAAAUCUUUAUUAACUAUUGAGUAUAGGAAUGACACUAAAAAUAAGGUUUUUGUUUGG
Molecule: messenger RNA, 557 nt
Organism: Belonocnema kinseyi
Lineage: Eukaryota; Metazoa; Arthropoda; Insecta; Hymenoptera; Cynipidae
Gene: RpL39
Product: 60S ribosomal protein L39
Exons: 3
Coding region: 75-230 (51 amino acids)
Biological process (GO): translation
Cellular component (GO): cytosolic large ribosomal subunit; ribosome
Molecular function (GO): structural constituent of ribosome
Source: RefSeq, a predicted model, not a curated record